This is a messenger RNA of Arabidopsis thaliana (thale cress), 539 nucleotides long. RefSeq names its product Defensin-like (DEFL) family protein. Lineage: Eukaryota; Viridiplantae; Streptophyta; Magnoliopsida; Brassicales; Brassicaceae. Gene Ontology annotation, cellular component: extracellular region. Bases 111 to 371 code for a protein of 86 amino acids. The record is from RefSeq and is marked reviewed. The transcript has 2 exons.
AAUUGAUUUGCCACAUUAUAAAUUUAUGGCUAAAAGACUACGAAUACAUAGCAAACUUUCACGAGACUAAACAUUGAAAAAUCCAAAGCUCCCAUUCUAAAAAUUUGAAAAUGAAGAACGCUUCUCUCAAGCUCCCACUCUUGAUCUUCAUUUUGGUCAUCACAUCUAAUCUUGGAGCAGAAGCAAGAAAGCUGACCGGAGUUGCUGACGUAAUUGUUGAAGGUGAAGCCGCAAGUCCACAGUACGGUAUCAUCGAUGAGAAUGACACUUUGAACAAAUCCCCAUCUUGCAAGAGGGACAUCGACUGUACUUUUCAGUGUCGCAGGGGAGGAUUCUGCAACCUAAUCCUUCAAAAAUGUGAAUGUUUGUAAUAAUAUUUACAAUCGCAUUAUAAUCUAAGUUUAUCAAUAAAAGUUAUAUAUCAAUUCUUCAAACUAUAUACUCUCUUAUGUAUUUCAAGAUUGAUAAUCAUAAUCGGAAGUCAAAUCUAAAAACUCAAUAUACUCGCUUUAAUUGUUAAUCAUUCUGUAACCCCUAAA